Molecule: messenger RNA, 1017 nt
Organism: Helianthus annuus (common sunflower)
Lineage: Eukaryota; Viridiplantae; Streptophyta; Magnoliopsida; Asterales; Asteraceae
Exons: 6
Coding region: 184-879 (231 amino acids)
Source: RefSeq, a predicted model, not a curated record
UUAAAAACUAAAACGGAAUAUUAAUCACGUGAACACUCCAACCUAAACCACCACUAACAUCCAAGAUUCACGCUUCCCGACUUGUACCAAAAGUCGAAGCAUCUUCUUCACUUUUUGUCACGCCACCGUCAACUCUUCAGCCACCACCACCGCCUCCGCCGCCGCUCCUCUUUUUCUCCGGCGAUGAACUCCGUCUCUCUCACCACCGCCUGCAACUCUUGCACUCUUCCACAACUCCAACAUCUAUUCACACUUCAUCAUCACCCUCAUAAAUCCCUUAUUAAUCAGAAGAGGAGAAUUAGGAAAGGAAGGUGCAAGGCGGCGUUAGCACACGACGCUCCGUUCGUGGUGGCGAUGGGUGCGUGUGUACUAAACUCAUUGGUGUUUCCGCUUCCUAUGAGUCCGAACGACGACGAAGAGAGUAACUCGGUGAUCGAUUCAGCCGAUGCAAGGUUUGCUGUCAUGGGGAUUAUUAGUUUCAUUCCUUACUUUAACUGGAUGAGUUGGGUGUUUGCUUGGAUGGAUACCGGGGAUAAACGUUAUGUCGUAUAUGCUAUUGUUUACUUGGCUCCUUACUUAAGGUCGAAUUUGUCAUUGUCACCUGAUGAAAGUUGGUUGCCUAUUGCCAGCAUUAUUCUCUGCAUUCUACACAUUCAGUUAGAAGCCAGCAUCAAGAACGGAGAUUUGCAGAACUUUCCAUUAUUGAAUCGAAAGAAAGAUGGUAGAAUCUCCGAACAGGAGACAAGAAAAGAUGAACGAAACCUACCUUCCGCAAACGAUGAACCAAGAAAUAAGAUUAGAUAUUGGGGGAUCCCUAAAAAGCAUACUCGACAAGUUGAGCAUUCGGAUGAGGAAGAAGAGGAAGGGAAAGAAGAAUAGGUACUCUCAUCAAUACUACUCAAAUGGUUUUCAACAUAAGCUGUUCAAUUGCUUUACAAUUUGAUUCAUCAAGUAUUGGACACAUUUCAAACUCACAAAUUCAUAAAUAGAAAAUCAGUAGUAUCUUUCCUUCCUUUC